AGGACCCUAUCCACGUUUUCCAUGAAUGAAUAUUUCCUUUCCCAUCAACGGCUAGUAUAAUGGCCUUUCAUGAAUUUGAAUUUGUAUUUGCCACAAUGAACUAUGAAUCCGUAUUUUUUAUAUCUGGACCUGCGUGGUCCUCUGCAAGUGUUGGACUUUGUUUGCGAUAGUCGAAGAAUGAGAUACAAUAAGUUUACCCUCUUGCUCUUGCUUCUUGGUCCCCAUUGUACAAUAAAUGCUUUGGAAUUUGGUUUACAUAAAGAUCUUUACUCUAUCUUUGAGGUUGAGAUUAUUCCUUCGAUUGUUCAUUGGAGGAAGUUAGUCUUUCUCUUAACCAUUGUCUGUAAAAUAUUUGUAAUUGAUUAUGUGGAUGGCCGAG
Amoebophrya sp. A25 is the source of this 379-nucleotide messenger RNA. NCBI's taxonomy places the organism in Eukaryota, Dinophyceae, Syndiniales, Amoebophryaceae. The record is from the annotation of a GenBank genome assembly.